AUGAAUAAAACACCAAUUUUACUUGGUUCUCUUAUCUCACGAAUUAGCCCAAAUCUUCUUCGAUAUGCUUCAUCAUCGAGCGCAUCAUCAACAGGCAGAAAAGUCGCUGUCUUGGGUGCCAGUGGAGGUAUUGGUCAACCGCUUUCAUUGUUGUUGAAAUUGUCACCAUUGAUCAGUGAUUUGUCACUCUAUGAUAUUCAACAUACGAAAGGUGUGGGUGCUGAUCUUAGCCAUAUCGAAACGCGUGCAAAAGUCAAGGCUUACGUUGGCAAAGAAGAAUUGAGCAAUGCUUUGAAAGGCAUGGAUCUUGUUGUUAUUCCUGCUGGUGUACCACGCAAACCCGGUAUGACACGUGAUGAUUUAUUCAACACUAAUGCAACUAUUGUUGCUGAUCUCGUCUCCGCUUGUGCUAAGAACUGCCCACGAGCUAUUAUUGCUAUCAUUGCUAAUCCAGUUAAUUCAACUGUGGUCAUUGCUGCUGAAAUCUUGAAAGCUAACAAUGUCUACGAUGAAAAGAAGGUUAUUGGUGUCACAACAUUAGAUGUUGUUCGUGCUGCAACAUUUGUUGCCGAAGCCAAAGGUCUUGAUCCAACAAAAGUCAAUGUCCCGGUAAUUGGUGGUCAUUCAGGAAAUACCAUCAUUCCAUUACUUUCUCAAGUUUCACCACCGGUGUCAUUUUCUCAACAAGAAUUAGAUAGUCUAUCAACUCGUAUUCAAAAUGCUGGAACAGAAGUUGUCGAGGCUAAAGCUGGUACUGGCAGUGCAACAUUAUCAAUGGCUCACGCUGGUGCUCGAUUCUCAUUUUCUGUUCUCGAAGCCUUGAGUGGUAAACAAGGUGUUGUUGAAUGUGGUUAUAUUGCAUCACACGAUGGCGAAUUCAGCCAUUUCGCUACUCCACUUCUCCUUGGUCGCAACGGUGUUGAGAAGAGUAUGGGCACGGGUAAAUUGAGUGAUUAUGAAAAGAAAUUGCUUGAAAAAGCUAAGAAAGAAUUAAACACAAAUAUUCAAAGCGGUUUGACAUUUGCCAAACAAUAUUUAACAAAAUCCAAAUAA
Molecule: messenger RNA, 1053 nt
Organism: Adineta ricciae
Lineage: Eukaryota; Metazoa; Rotifera; Eurotatoria; Adinetida; Adinetidae
Source: the annotation of a GenBank genome assembly